This is a messenger RNA of Serinus canaria (Common canary), 1990 nucleotides long. It is a transcript of the gene PHYHD1, whose product is annotated as phytanoyl-CoA dioxygenase domain containing 1. The transcript is spliced from 12 exons. Bases 273 to 1340 code for a protein of 355 amino acids. The record is from RefSeq and is a predicted model, not a curated record. Lineage: Eukaryota; Metazoa; Chordata; Aves; Passeriformes; Fringillidae.
GUUGAGUCUGCAAAAAGAGCUCUUGGAGAGGGAGGAAGAGAAGGAAAAGGAGCCAUUUCCCAGUUUUGUCUAAUACUGUCAACCUUUCUGUGUAAACUUAUGGGGAGAGAAGGCUUUGCAAAAGUAGCAUCCUUCUCUUUGACUUUUUUUGGGCAUUGUGUGGCUGGAUUGGUUUUUCUCUUGCUGGAAAGGUCUUUCUGAGCCUCAAAAUAGGGGCAUGGCUGGAACAGGAGGACUCCUAAGGACAGACAUGGAGAGCUCCUGGAACCAGGAUGGGUUUUAUCUUCUGGAGCAAAGAACUGGCGAUGAGGACAAAAAUCUUUGAGCUGUGCAAGAGUCCAACUGCCCAGUGCUGGCUUUUAUCACAUGCUGGGACAAGGAUCACGUGGAGAGGCGGGGAGUCAGCCCUGCAGAGCCAGGUGGCAUCGUGGUGUUGGUGCUGGGAUCUGGGAGCUUCUGCCCUGAUGGCAUCGGUAACCCAGCAGCAGAUCCAGAAGUUCCAUAAGGAUGGCUUCCUUGUCCUGGAGCAGUUUUUCAGCGCAGAGGAGUGUGACAGCAUGAGGAGCCAGAUCCAGAGGAUCGUGGCGGAGAUGGAAGUGCCGCCGCACUGCCGCACCGCCUUCUCCACCAGGGAGGAGGAGCAGCUCCAGCAGCAGGGUAGCUCGGAUUAUUUCCUAACCAGUGGAGACAAGAUUAGAUUCUUCUUUGAGAAAGGUGUUUUGGAUGAGAAAGGUAACUUUCUAAUUCCAAAGGAGAAGUCUGUCAGCAAGAUUGGCCAUGCUCUACAUGCUCAUGAUCCUGUCUUCAAGCAAAUCACCCACUCCCCCAAGGUGCAGGAACUGGGAAGAAAACUAGGCCUUGAGAGACCAGUAGUUGUGCAGAGCAUGUAUAUCUUCAAGCAACCUGGCAUUGGUGGUGAAGUGACACCACACCAGGAUGCCAGUUUCCUGCACACGGAGCCCCUGGGCAGGAUCCUGGGGUUCUGGAUUGCCCUGGAAGAUGCCACACAGGAGAAUGGCUGCUUGUGGUUCAUCCCUGGCUCUCACACCAAUGGGAUUACCAGGAGGAUGGUCCGUGCAGCUUCAGGUGCCUCAACGUGUGUGGAGUUUGUAGGCUCAGAGCCAGCCUAUGAUGACAAGCAGUUCAUACCCCUGCCCAUAAGGAAAGGUGGACUCAUCCUCAUCCAUGGUGAGGUUGUCCAUAAGAGUGAACUCAACAGCUCGGAGUCUUCUCGCCACGCGUUCACCUUCCACGUGAUGGAAGCCAAGGGCACCACCUGGAGCAAAGAGAACUGGCUCCAGCCAACUCCUGAACUCCCUUUUCCAUCACUCUACACUUGAAGUUAGUGACUGGCUUGUGGAGUCAGUAGUUGAUCAAUAUUCCUUCCUGAUUGUUCAUUCAUGGUCUCUUUAAAAACAACCUUCACUAGAUCUGCUCUCAAUGUUAAUUUAUCCUCCUCAAAACCAGGACCAUUUUCACAGCCUAAAACUGCAUAGACAGAAGCUUCUACUGCAGCAGGAGCCCUGCCAGUAUGAGAGUAGUCACCCAGUCCCUUUGGUAAGGAAACACCUUCAGUCUUGAAAACAAACCAGUUAAGACCAUUGCACCUUGGCUGGGACCACUUACCAAGAAUUUCUCCUUGCAGAUACUCAGUAUUUUCUUGUGUUUAAGAGCUUAAGUGCAUUUCUUGGCUGGUUGACUCCAGCAAUGCAGGUGAACAUGUUUGGGGAGAAGUUUGAUUUUCACCCCUAGUUUUCUGUCUUAUUGUUGGAAUAACAGUGAUUUAAAACAAUCUUGUUGUGGGUGAAAUGAAGCCAGAGGUCUACUUUUUAUAGUCAAUCUUCUAAACAAUCCUGGCAGAGAGUAGCCAGGAUUGUGUUUUAUCUCUGGGUGUGAUUUAAAAUACAACAAUUUUUAAAGAUUCAUGUUGAAAUGAUGGAAACAUCAGUCAAACUCUUUACACUUAAAUAAAAACGAAUUAUUCUUUUCA